AAUGGAUAAGAAAGAAAGAGGGCGCUAAGACUCUCUCUCUCUUCUUCUUCUUCUUCUUCUUCUCUCUGCCAUAGCAAUGUCAGUCACAGCUCUAACUCCUUCAACUUCAAUCCCUCACCUCCGAUCUUCUCUUCUUCCUUUUUCCAGAUUCCGUCCUCUUCUCAUCUUUUCCUCUCCCCCCUUCUCCUCAAAACCCCAUCUCUCUCGCAGAAUUCGCCAUUGCAUUCGCGCUUCUUCAAAUGGAGCUGUAGCUGCCGCUGACCAGCCAGAAACAGCUUCCUAUGGUCGACAGUACUUCCCUCUUGCUGCAGUUGUUGGCCAAGAUGCUAUUAAAACUGCUCUUUUGCUUGGAGCUAUUGACCGGGAAAUUGGCGGCAUUGCCAUUUCGGGAAAGAGAGGAACGGCCAAGACAGUUAUGGCUCGUGGAUUACACGCGGUCUUGCCACCUAUUGAAGUGGUUGUUGGGUCAAUUUCGAAUGCUGAUCCAUCAUGUCCAGAAGAAUGGGAGGACGGGCUUGCUGAUCGUGUUGAAUAUGACUCUGCUGGUAACAUCAAAACCCAGAUUGUUAAGACCCCUUUUAUUCAGAUUCCACUUGGGGUUACAGAGGACAGGCUCAUUGGAUCCGUUGAUGUUGAAGAAUCCGUAAAGACUGGAACGACUGUGUUCCAGCCUGGUCUUCUUGCCGAAGCUCAUAGAGGAGUUUUGUACGUUGAUGAAAUCAAUCUUUUGGACGAGGGUAUUAGUAACUUGCUGCUUAAUGUAUUGACCGAAGGUGUCAAUAUUGUUGAAAGAGAAGGAAUCAGUUUUAGGCAUCCAUGCAAACCACUUUUAAUUGCUACCUAUAACCCAGAAGAGGGCGCUGUUCGUGAACACUUGCUUGACAGAAUUGCACUUAAUUUGAGUGCAGAUCUACCUAUGAGUUUUGAAGAUCGUGUUGCAGCUGUAGGAAUUGCUACACAAUUUCAAGAACAGAGUAAGGAAGUUCUGAAAAUGGUCGAGGAUGAAAUAGAGUUCGCGAAAACUCAGAUAAUUUUGUCAAGAGAAUAUUUGAAAGAUGUUACAAUCGGCCGGGAGCAAUUAAAGUACCUUGUCUUGGAAGCUAUUCGAGGUGGUUGCCAGGGACACAGAGCUGAGCUAUAUGCAGCACGUGUUGCAAAGUGCCUGGCUGCUCUUGAGGGGAGGGAAAAAGUCUACGCCGAUGACCUGAAAAAAGCUGUUGAACUAGUCAUUCUACCUCGUUCAACAAUCAAUGAAAAUCCACCAGAUCAGCAAAAUCAACAGCCUCCGCCACCUCCACCACCUCCACAAAAUCAAGAAUCUGGGGAAGAGGAGAAUGAAGAGGAAGAAGAACAAGAGGAAGACGAUGAUAAAGAGAAUGAACAGCAGGAGCAAUUACCUGAAGAAUUCAUUUUUGAUGCUGAAGGAGGUUUGGUAGAUGAGAAACUUCUUUUCUUUGCUCAACAAGCACAAAGACGCAGAGGCAAGGCUGGGCGGGCAAAAAAUGUUAUCUUUUCGGAGGACAGAGGACGUUAUAUUAAACCAAUGCUUCCAAAGGGGCCUGUUAAGAGGCUAGCAGUUGAUGCAACCCUUAGAGCAGCUGCUCCAUAUCAAAAGUUGCGAAAGGCAAAAGAUGUUCAAAAUAACAGGAAAGUUUUUGUCGAGAAGAGUGACAUGAGAGCAAAGCGAAUGGCUAGGAAAGCAGGAGCAUUGGUAAUAUUUGUAGUUGAUGCCAGUGGGAGCAUGGCAUUGAAUCGUAUGCAAAAUGCAAAAGGUGCAGCACUCAAGUUACUGGCAGAAAGCUAUACAAGCAGGGAUCAGGUUUCUAUCAUUCCUUUCCGUGGAGAUUGUGCCGAAGUUCUUCUGCCUCCUUCGAGAUCUAUUGCAAUGGCGAGAAAACGCCUCGAAAGACUUCCUUGUGGUGGAGGAUCUCCCCUGGCUCAUGGUCUUACCACAGCUGUCAGGGUUGGAUUAAAUGCUGAGAAAAGUGGCGAUGUAGGAAGAGUGAUGAUUGUCGCAAUUACUGAUGGCAGAGCCAACAUAUCACUAAAAAAAUCCACUGAUCCUGAAGCGGCAGCUGCUGCUGAUGCUCCUAAACCUUCAGCACAAGAAUUGAAGGAUGAGAUUCUUGAAGUGGCUGGGAAAAUAUACAAAUCAGGAAUGUCUCUCCUCGUCAUUGAUACCGAAAAUAAGUUCGUGUCAACUGGUUUCGCCAAGGAGAUUGCUAGAGUAGCUCAAGGAAAAUACUAUUACUUACCUAAUGCCUCAGAUGCUGUCAUCUCUGCUGCGACAAAGGACGCCCUUUCGGCAUUAAAGAGCUCCUAAAAUGACUGCAUUGGUUGGUUUCUUGUUCACUAAUUUUGUUGACACGAAAACAGGUUUCUCCCUGCAGUGUAAAAAAUACUUAUUUUUUGGCAAUGUUGUAAAAGGGCAGAUCUUUUUGUUAGGGAAUCCACUCCAUUUAAAUGUUGUAUUUCAAGGGUUAUUUCAAUCAAUGAGUGAAAGAGCCACCUGCUUCUUCUAA
This is a messenger RNA of Cucumis melo (muskmelon), 2522 nucleotides long. Its product is annotated as magnesium-chelatase subunit ChlD, chloroplastic. Gene Ontology annotation, biological process: chlorophyll biosynthetic process. The coding region runs from base 77 to 2323 and encodes 748 amino acids. NCBI's taxonomy places the organism in Eukaryota, Viridiplantae, Streptophyta, Magnoliopsida, Cucurbitales, Cucurbitaceae. The transcript is spliced from 15 exons. Gene Ontology annotation, molecular function: ATP binding; ATP hydrolysis activity; magnesium chelatase activity. The record is from RefSeq and is a predicted model, not a curated record.